Molecule: messenger RNA, 1239 nt
Organism: Blumeria graminis f. sp. triticale
Lineage: Eukaryota; Fungi; Ascomycota; Leotiomycetes; Helotiales; Erysiphaceae
Source: the annotation of a GenBank genome assembly
AUGCCAAAAAUUUCUCUCCUGGCCGUCGGUCUACUUUUCAUCAAAUAUCUGCAGAGAAGCUUUUGCUCUGCUUCCCAGGUGGAUCCCCCAAUAGGAGCAACCGAAAGAAACUUGAAUGACUAUGUUUGCCAUGACCAGUACUUCACAGGAGCCACAGUCAAGGAAUCGGUUGGGCUGGCUUGCGCCAACCUGCAUACAUUGAGCCGUCAAAAAAUAUUUCCUGCGCUUUUGGAGGAGUCUGAGUUAUUCGGUCGUGACUCAGGAACUCUGUUGACCUGGCCAAUACUUUACGAAAGUAUAGCUUUCGUUCAUGGCGUGAAGGGAAAAACUCGCGUCGUCAUAAAUAUGGAAUGCGAGCUUGUUGGGGUUGUGCUACGCCAUGAAGAUAAUAUUGAAUUAUGUCUCGAGCUGUUGCAUGAUGACAACAAAGUAUCUCAUGAAGGUAAUAGCUUAGACUCAGAAGAGUUUGUGGGCUACCAGUGUUCCCAAGCGACAUUCCGAGAUUCACAUGUUUUGGAAUCUUUCCGUAGGGCUCUUACACAACGGACUACAAAAUAUCCUAGGCUUUAUCGAGCAGGUCUUACUGCAAAAAAGGCUGAUGAUGCUCCCAUUAUAUGGCCCUUAUUUGAAACUCAUCAAGCACCACUUCGUAGGAAAAACAUUGAAAACAAUGGAAGAUGCUUUUUGGUAUUUACAAGGAAACAAGGAGUUCUGAAAGUAAUACAACUACGUAGGGGCUUGGAGAAAAAGUGUGAGCAAAUAAGGAAGACUAUUGUACCUUUCGUUUCUCGCCCAAACAUCCCGGAAUCACCUAAAACCUUGGACCGAAUAAAUGAAAUGGGUCAUAAUUGUAAUGGACAGAUAUUUACAGGUCGCUACAUUGAGAUGAAUCGAAAAAAGGCGAUGACCGCCAUCGCAGAUUACAUUUCCGGAAAACAUACCGUCGGAAUUUAUAGACAUGAGGCAAGGCGCAACGGCAUUUCACCUGGAAGUUGGAAAUGGCCUAUUCGUGGUUGGGAGACAAAUCGCAAAGGGCCCAAAAAGAUCAGGUUCUACGCUCUAAUUUUUGGGCCGGAAGCCCAAUUUCUCGGUGUUCACAUUCUAGAGAAAGCUGGCUAUACAAAAUGUGAGAGGAUUUAUGAUUCAAAGCCUGCAAGCAAGGAUAAAAAGGAGUUGGGGUUCGACCUAAAUAUGCCAAAUUUUUGUCAGCAGGAGAUGGGUUCCGGAGAAGAUUGUUGA